Messenger RNA from Micropterus dolomieu (smallmouth bass), 932 nucleotides. RefSeq names its product keratin, type I cytoskeletal 13-like. The record is from RefSeq and is a predicted model, not a curated record. Bases 90 to 932 code for a protein of 280 amino acids. The transcript is spliced from 5 exons. Gene Ontology annotation, molecular function: structural molecule activity. Lineage: Eukaryota; Metazoa; Chordata; Actinopteri; Centrarchiformes; Centrarchidae.
CCCAACCUCAUUUUGAGGCAUAAAAGCAGGCACCUUCCCAGCAGCUCUUCACUCUCUGCUCAGAGCCGACGACCAGCCGACCCUCAGCCAUGACCUCCUUCUCCAGCCGCAGCAGCUACAUGUCCUCCCCCGUGAGGAGCUCCGUCAUGAUGGCCCCCUCCAUAUUCUCCUCCUCCUGUAUGGGUAGCAUGAGGGCCGGCAGCGUGUACGGAGGAGCCGGAGGAUCUGGAGUCCGUAUCUCCAAGUCCUCAUUCUCCUCCUCCUCCUCCUCCUCCUCCAGUGCUGGCGGUGCCUUCAAGCUGAGCGACGCCAUGGACGUCUCUGUCAGCGAGAAGGCCACCAUGCAGAACCUCAACACCCGCCUGGCCACCUACCUGGAGAAGGUGCGCAGCCUGGAGAAGGCCAACGCCGAGCUGGAGCUGAAGAUCAGAAAGUUCCUGGAGAGCAAAGCUGCGCCGGAGGCUCACAACUACAGCAGCUUCAACGUCCAGAUCAAAGACCUGCAGGACCAGAUCCAGUCCGCUGCUCGUGGAAAUACCGCCCUUGUCCUCGCCAUUGACAACGCCAACUUGGCCAGGGACGACUUCAAAGUCAAGUUCGAGAACGAGCUGGUCAUGCGUCAGUCAGUGGAGGCCGACAUUUGUGGCCUGAGGAAGGUCUUGGACCAGAUGACUCUGAGCCGGGCUAACCUGGAGAUACAGGUGGAGAGUAUGACGGAGGAGCUGAUCUUCCUCAAGAAGAACCACCAGGAGGAGCUGCUGGCGAUGCGAGCUCAGAUGGGCGGUCAGGUGAACGUGGAGGUGGAUGCGGCUCCAGCAGAGGACCUCAAUAAGGUCAUAGAGGAGAUCCUUGAGCGCACUGAAAUCCACAUUUGUUUUCCAAUACAGCAGCCCUUCCAGAACUAUCAUCUAUUUUAUUAUGACCUCAGUUAA